Messenger RNA from Apodemus sylvaticus (European woodmouse), 5179 nucleotides. RefSeq names its product zinc finger protein 334 (gene Znf334). Gene Ontology annotation, molecular function: DNA-binding transcription repressor activity, RNA polymerase II-specific. The record is from RefSeq and is a predicted model, not a curated record. Gene Ontology annotation, biological process: negative regulation of transcription by RNA polymerase II. Bases 340 to 2409 code for a protein of 689 amino acids. The transcript is spliced from 5 exons. NCBI's taxonomy places the organism in Eukaryota, Metazoa, Chordata, Mammalia, Rodentia, Muridae.
AUUUCCAGGCGAGGCUCGAGGGGCCUCUGUGCGCCACGGUUGCCUGGGGCCUUCUGGGAGCUACAAAAGAAGCGAAGUUUUCCCCGAGCCGGAGGAAUACCGGGUGACGACUCCCGGGCAGGAUCAGAAAGACCAGCGCCUUCCUGGGGCCCGCGGAGGCUCGCGCGUGUCCAGGGGUCGGGCGAGGCUACCGGGGGUCCCGGGGCUGCAGGCCUCCGGGCGGGAAGCCUGGGAAGGAGAGAGGUGUGUGCGUGCAAAUAUCGGAUCCCAGCAGUCCCGCGGAUGCUCUUGGCUGGCCCUUUGAUCACCAUUUCUGGACUUUCUUGAGAACGCCUGAAAAUGGACAGUACCCAGAGAUCAAUCUCCUUCAAGGACUUGACCGUGGACUUCACCCGUGAGGAAUGGCAAUGUCUGGGCCCCGCGCAGCGCCUCCUGUACAGGGAUGUGAUGCUGGAGAACUACAGGAACCUCAUGGCAGUGGGGUUUCGUGUUAGUAAACCAGAGGUGAUCUUAAAACUGGAGCAAGGAAAAGAUCCCUGGGUGGUGAAAGACUCGUCAGGACAGAAGCACGCAGAAGACGAUGGUCCCUUAGAGAAGGACAAGAAGACACAAGACAAACAUCUGAAGCAGUUUUCAGUUGUCCAUAACAAAACGAUGCCAGAGAAAGCCAGUCUGUGUGAGAAGACGGCCGUUCUCAACACGGAGAGUGUUUCCUCGGGGAAAACGCUCCAUAAAUACGACCCGGGUGGGAACAGCUUAAAGAAGAAUCCAGAAGAGACCGUCGCCAUGCCAAGCCCAGCUGGUAGGAAGGCGGCUGCCGAGCAGGAGGGGCGCGGGGAGCCGGCGCUGCACACGAAGGCCGACAGAAGCCACUCUGCGGCAAAGUGGGACAAGGGGAGCGACGACAUUGUUCGGGACGUCAAGAGUCAAGCGGAGGCUGUGGCUCAGCCACACGGCACGCAGGCUGUCAGUCAGCCCUCUGACCGUGAGGAAGGUGAGCAAGGCGAGCAGGAGGCCGCCGCCGCCAGCGCUGCAGGGCCCGAGGAGCAGCCCGAUCGCAAGCGCAACGAGUGUGCCGAGUGUCGGAAAACCUUCUCCAAGAGGUCCACGCUGAUCGUGCACCUGAGGAUCCACACGGGCGAGCGGCCCUACGCCUGUAACUACUGCAGGAAGACCUUCCGCAUCAAGGCGAGCCUCACGCGGCACCAGCGCAUUCACACCGGGGAGAGGCCUUACAAGUGCAAGGAGUGCGGCAAAGCCUUCAUCGACAAGUCGGCCCUCAUCGUGCACCAGCGGAUCCACGGCGGGGAGAAGUGCUUCGAGUGCAACGAGUGCGGGAAGACCUUCUUCCGGAAGUCGGCCCUGGCCGAGCACUUCCGGUCGCACACCGGGGAGAAGCCUUACAAAUGCAAGGAGUGUGGGAACGCCUUCGGCAAAAAGUCCUACCUCAUCGUGCACCAAAGAACUCACCGCGGGGAGAAGCCCAACGAGUGUAAGGAGUGUGGGAAGACCUUCUUCUGUCUGUCCGCCCUCACAGCGCACCAGAGGAUCCACACGGGGGAGAAGCCCUACGAGUGUAAGGAGUGUGACAAGACCUUCUUCUGUCAGUCGGCGCUCAACGUGCACCUGAGGAGCCACACCGGCGAGAAACCCUACAAGUGCCGCCUGUGCGGGAAGUACCUGUGCACCAAGUCGGCCCUGGUGGCGCAUCAGGUGAUCCACAGAGGCAAGAAGACCUUCCAGUGCAGCGAGUGCGGGAAGCUCUUCUACCUGAAGUCGACGCUCACGAUCCACCAGCGAACCCACACCGGAGAGAAGCACGCCGUGCUCAGUAAGUGGAGCCGCCCGUCCGCCCCGUCCACCGCGAAGGCCACCUGCGGCGAGCAGAAGCGAGCGGACGCCAAGGAGAGCCUGCACGAGUGUCACGAUCACAAGCGGACGGCCCACAAGAGCUCACGGCGCGUCGCACACAAGAGAACCAUCUGGGAGAGGCCUUACGAGUGUGAGGAGUGUGGGCGCACCUACUGCCGGAAGUCGGCCCUCAGGCACCACCAGAAGACACACACGGGAGAGCGGCCCUACGAGUGUCAAGAGUGCGGCAAGACCUUCUGUCAGAAGGUCUCCUUCACCGAGCACCAGCGGACUCACACCGGGGAGAAGCCACACAAAUGCAAAGACUGUGGCAAGUCCUUCCGCCACAAGUCAGCCUUCACGGUGCACAAGAGAAUCCACACGGGAGAGAAGCCGUAUGCCUGCAACGAGUGUGGGAAAAGCUACCGCCGGCUCUGGACUCUGACGGAACAUCAGAAAAUACACACAGGGGAGAAACCCUAUGAAUGUAGCUUGUGUACGAAAUCGUUUCGUCACAAAUCAAACUUCCUUUUACAUCAGAAGACUCACAAGAAGUGAAUUCCAGUAAAGGCAACAGAUGGUUUACGUAAUGCCCAAAUCCUGAAUUACACACUGCAGUGUAAGACCUGCUCAGCACAGGGAGCUAUUGGAAACUUUGCUGCCAAAGUCAGCCCUGUCUCAUCUCCAGAGACCUCACACGGGUGACACACAGAGUUUGUCUUAUGGGCCUCAGACUUUGAGUGUUAACUAUGAAGACAAUUGGCAUUUCAGACAUUACACCAGGUGUGCCUGCCUCCCUUUCAAAUCCCAGGACAAACCCUAAUCCCUCCCUGAUUGCCCUCCACACUUAAUUUGCAUAGCGUAUGUUGCCGGAUGUGCAGAACCAGUGCUGAUUCCAGAUCAUUACCAGUUGUCCCUGUGGUAACUGAGUAGCGUCUGCUGAUGUGUUUACAGUGUUAACAGCUCAGACUACACAGCCUGUUUGGCCCCUGUCCCUGCUGUCUAGUGACAGGCCCUAAGCCCCUUAUCUGCAAAGGUGAGUCGGACGAUGCACCACUCACGUGCCUACCUGUGGUGACUCCCACGCACCCGUGAGCGUUGGCCAAAGCCGAGGCAUUGGAGUUUUCUAAUGAGAGGCACGAGCUCGCUUCUAAGUGCCUCCUUGAACUUCCAUGUAAGCCAAGAAAACGUCGACUGCAGUUACCACAGCAAAACCAAAAAUGAAUAAGGCAGAUUUGAAGAGUGAAGAGGGUUUGGGGAGUGUUUUGAGUCAAAACAGUGUCUGUGUUGUUUGUAUUUUAAAUACCUCUGUUCUGUUAGUGGUUUGAUUAUGUCAGUGUUUUCAAAAAUAUCUUGAUUUUUUUAAUUUUUAAUGAACAUGUCCAUAGGGGUAUGAUUUAGAAUUUACCUGUCCGCUUCUGAGAAAACAUCACCAUGGUGCCAAAUAGAAUCACAUAGUGUAGAUGUGUGCACUUAGCCAGAACACCUGCCAUUCGUGGUGGGUUAAUGUCAAGUCCUGGUAGCCAGCCACACGUGGAAUCUGCCACAAACCCAGCCCUGCUCUCCCUGUGCUGUGCUUUUCCUAGGACAAUGAAGUGAGUUUAUUUCAUUGACAAAACAAAGAAGGGCCAUUAGAUAUCUUAUCUGGCCUUGCCUGGAUUAAGAUGGCAAUCAGCCCUGGGCGUGGCCAGAGUAGAUUGUAUGGUCCAGCCUGGUCUUGAAAAUGAGUCUCACUCUGACCUGUCUGCUGCCUCCACCUGUGAUGUUGGGGGCUUCUGGGUGGGAAAAGCUGCCCCUUGUUUGAGACCCAUCAGAAAUCCCAGUAUGAACGGGAUACCUGUUUAUUCAGUUUGUAUCUUACAUCCUUUAGUAAGGUAAAUACAUAUUUGUGAAGUCACAUAUAUCUGAUAUAUACUAAUAUAUACUGAAACAGGAAGAUAUGUAUAUAUCAAUAGUAAUCUUUUCCUGAAAAUCUUAAUAAUUACUUAAAAGAUUUGGUUGCUGUUGCAAAUACAACUUUAUCAUCUGUUUUUAAAAUUGAUAGAGGCCUGACAAGAAGUAGCAAGCAAAGGAACUUGCCGCAAGCUCGACGGCCUGAGUUCGAUCCUUAGGCCCCACAUAAUGGGAUAGAACUGAUUUUCUUACAGGUUACCCUGACUUCCACAAAUGUGAUAUGGCAUGUACACACACAACAAAUACACACACACACACACACACACACACACACAAAUAAAUAGGUAAAUAAAUAAGAUUUAAAGUGUUUUUAAAACUCAGUGAUAGGAUUCUUGGGCGCUUUUACCGCAUGUGUCAAAAUGCAUUCCUUAUACUUACUUUUCUUUGCUUGGUUUUAUAAGACUCAUGGCUCUUGUAAAGGGCUCUGGUGAGCAUCUGGUGGAGGAAAUUCCACUCUUUGAAGAGCUGUACCCUAGCUGUCUAAUUGUGCCUUCUGCCUGCUGCUGGUUAUGCAACAAAUCACAAUCUUGUGACUACUGAGUCGUCCCCUUUAUGGAUUUAACCUGGUGUAUAGAAGGGAGUGUUGUAUGCUGGGGGAUGGGAAUAUAAGUCCAUAAAGGGAAGGUCAGUGAGCCGCAAACACAGAAGUCACAAGACACGCCAGAGUGAUACUUGAAGGUCUAGUGAGAGGACCCCGCUGGUAACGGUGCCUGUUCUGCAAGCCGGCAAUCCGGGACAUGUGUAAAAAUGGACAGAGAGGUCCCGCUCCGCAAAGUUGUCCUCAGACCGUACGUGGACUGUCGCCCCGUGCACGCAUACAAUAGCAGUGCAGUUCUUAAAGUUGUUUUAAAAAAAAAUAACUUGAAAACAUAAAAAAUCUAAAGCAAUUAAAUGGAAGAAAAUCCUUAAAAGCAGCUGAAGGGAACGGCGACAUGUAGGGUCUGGGAACUAACUACAGCUGCUGCAGGAAACCAUCACACUGAUCAGAAGAGUGGGUCUCAUCUCACCGGACUCGAGACAGCCAGUCAGGCCCCAUGCUGCGGGCCGCUCCCUGCUCACCGCUGGAGACUGGCUGGGCUUGCUUCUCCUGUGUGAUCUUCCUGCAACUUGACUUAAGGCUUUGCAUCUGUCCUCACCGCGCAUGUCCGUCCUCACCGCGCAUAUUUGUCGUCACUGUGGAUAUCCAUCUAUGUUUACCUUUUAUCAGGACAUGUCUGACCAAGGUCCCACCUUAUUCAAGCAUGACCUCAUAUUGACUGACAUCUGUAAGAGCCUUACUUCAUAAGGUCACAUUGAAAGUAUUAGAGGCUUGGGGGGACAUUAUUGGUACCCUAAAACUUACCCCAUGUUUACCAGAUUAAAAUAACAGUAGAUA